GAAAACUUGACAGCUGACGGGAUGUAAACAAUUCCGGAUCAGCUGUUUCGCGAAGCACGUGGUCGGGCAAGUAAGAAAGCAGAGGAUAUUUAUCAAUAACGCUUAGCGGUAUAAUCAUACAAUUUCAGCAUUAGCCAUGACAGAAAGAAGUGCUAAUAGACCACUUAGAAUCUUGUGUCUUCAUGGGUAUAGGCAGAAUGGCAGUACAUUUCGGGAGAAAACAGGAGCUUUUAGAAAACUAUUAAAGAAACAAGUGGAAUUUGAAUUUAUGACUUCCCCUUUGGAAGUGCCUCCCCUCGAAAGUGCCGAUGACAAGGAUGGAGGCUCAGGUUGGUGGUUCAGCCGUCCAGAUGACUAUUUUAAAGCUCAGGAUGACUCUGACUGCGUGAAAGGAUUUGAGGAAUCAUUAGCAGCUGUUGAAGCUGCAUUCAAAGAAAAAGGACCAUUUGAUGGAAUUCUUGGCUUUAGUCAGGGAGGAGCAAUGUUGGGACUUAUAUGUGGCCUUCAUCAGCAAGGAAAACUCUCUUAUUCCUUUAAAUUUGCAAUUUUUGUGUCUGCCUUCAAGUCCCGUUCAUUGCCUCACCAGCAUCUCUAUGCCGAGAAGAUCACUCUCCCAACUUUACAUGUGUUUGGAGAGACGGAUCAGGUUAUCGAGAAACCCAUGAGCGAGGAACAUCUACAGUAUUUCCUUGAUCCAGAGAUAUUAAUGCACCCAGGCGGUCAUUUCAUCCCAGCUACAGGAGCACAGAAAGCGGUUUAUGUUAAGUUCAUCGAAAAAAUGAGAGAGCUGUGUGACUGAUAUGUGAUUGCUGUUUAUGAGUUGGGGUAUACUUUAUUAUAUUAUCUGAUUUGCAUUAAGGAAUUAUAGACUGUUUAUUUGAUAUCUUUACAAAUAUGAUUGAGUCAUAUUGGAAAUGUACUUUAGUAAUCAUUUAUAUACAAAAAUAUAAAACUUGUUUACAUAGUACUGUUUAGUACAAAUUUUAUUUUGCUCAAUAUGCUUGUGAUACACCUACCUUUUGGUAUUCACUGAACUGCAAUAAAGUAAUGGCUUAUCACAUGUGAUGAUGUAUUUCAUAAAAAGAUGAAUAAAUAAGUGAUGCUAGAUUGUAUUUAUU
Messenger RNA from Penaeus indicus, 1118 nucleotides. Its product is annotated as esterase OVCA2-like. Gene Ontology annotation, cellular component: nucleus; cytoplasm. The transcript has 5 exons. Gene Ontology annotation, molecular function: hydrolase activity. The coding region runs from base 137 to 799 and encodes 220 amino acids. The record is from RefSeq and is a predicted model, not a curated record. Lineage: Eukaryota; Metazoa; Arthropoda; Malacostraca; Decapoda; Penaeidae. Gene Ontology annotation, biological process: response to retinoic acid.